AUGCUCAACAAGCUGUCGGGACAGCCCGAGAGUUAUGAGAAAAAGCAACUAUACAAGUUUGGGAGAACACUUGGUGCUGGAACGUACGGUAUUGUCCGUGAGGCAGAUUGCAGUCGUGGAAAAGUUGCUGUUAAAAUCAUCCUGAAGAAAAAUGUCCGGGGCAACGAGCAGAUGGUUUACGAUGAGUUGGAGAUGUUGCAAGCCCUUGAUCACCCGAACAUCGUCCAUUUUGUCGAUUGGUUCGAAUCCAAGGACAAAUUCUACAUUGUCACCCAACUGGCCACCGGUGGUGAGCUGUUCGAUAGAAUUUGCGACUAUGGAAAGUUUACUGAGAAGGAUGCAUCUCAAACCAUUCGGCAAGUGCUAGACGCAGUCAAUUAUCUGCAUGAACGGAAUAUUGUUCACCGAGACUUGAAACCAGAAAACUUGCUUUACCUUACCCGUGACCCAUCCUCGCCUUUGGUUCUAGCCGACUUUGGCAUUGCCAAGAUGUUGGACAGUCCCAGUGAAGUAUUGACUAGCAUGGCUGGAUCAUUUGGAUAUGCCGCACCCGAAGUUAUGCUCAAACAAGGCCACGGCAAGGCCGUCGAUAUGUGGUCUCUGGGUGUCAUCACAUACACCCUGCUGUGUGGUUAUUCACCCUUCCGGUCCGAGAGCCUGUCCGAUCUGAUCGAGGAAUGUCGUAGUGGCCGGAUCAUUUUCCAUGAACGCUACUGGCGAGACGUCUCAAAAGAUGCCAAGGAUUUCAUCCUUACGAUGCUCCAGCCGGAUCCAUCAAAGCGUGUCACAUCCGAGGAGGCCCUCAAGCAUCCCUGGUUGAAGGGCGAAUCUGCCAGUGACCGUGACUUGCUGCCUGAAAUCCGCGCCUACAUUGCUAAGUCUCGCCUCAGGAGAGGCAUUGAGAUCAUCAAACUGGCCAACCGCAUCGAGGCACUCAAGAUGCACGAAGAGGAUGAGGAUGACAUCCCUAGCCCUGCUGACAUGGCAGCUUCUGCUGAGGAGUCUAGCAAAUCUGGAUCUGCGCCGGCCGAGGCGUCAGCUAAUGUUGAAGCCGAGGCUGGUACAACAAAGAAGCGGAGUUUGAGCAAGGUUGCACGCGGAGCUAUCUUCCGUGAGGUUGUUCUUGCAAAGGUUCGUGAGCAGAAGGACAACGAAGAACGUGAGAGACUCGAACGUGAGGCUCGAGAGAAAACUACCCAUACUUAAUUCCUGUUAUGCUAUGGCGUUCAAAGUGAGAGCUCGUUCAUCCUUCCCUGACCAGUUUUCGAGGUCAAGACACAUCAUCUGAGUUGCUUUGUGAAUAUUAUUUUCAUGAUUCCCCGUCCAUAAUCCGAAUGGUGUAUACAGUAACUGUGUUAUUCUUGAGAGCUUUCGGUGCUUGUUCUUCAAAAUCCCUCAUCUUUUGGCUUCACUGUCUCUUUUUUCCUUCGUGUCCAUACC
Messenger RNA from Aspergillus nomiae NRRL 13137, 1440 nucleotides. Its product is annotated as serine/threonine-protein kinase. NCBI's taxonomy places the organism in Eukaryota, Fungi, Ascomycota, Eurotiomycetes, Eurotiales, Aspergillaceae. Gene Ontology annotation, molecular function: calcium/calmodulin-dependent protein kinase activity; ATP binding. Gene Ontology annotation, biological process: protein phosphorylation; cellular response to oxidative stress. The record is from RefSeq and is a predicted model, not a curated record. The coding region runs from base 1 to 1206 and encodes 401 amino acids. The transcript has 4 exons.